Molecule: messenger RNA, 999 nt
Organism: Anthostomella pinea
Lineage: Eukaryota; Fungi; Ascomycota; Sordariomycetes; Xylariales; Xylariaceae
Source: the annotation of a GenBank genome assembly
AUGGGCGCCGAAGAGCGUGCCUUGGUCCUAGAUGUGGCCGACGUCGCCGACCUCACCGACCUCCCCCAACUUGAUGACGAACUCCACCUAGGAACACCCACUAACAUCCCUGCCGUGGAAAGAGCUCAGACGUCAAGCUUCAUCCCGCCUGCUAAGUGCCUCCCGCUUCCAACCGACUUCCUCUCUCUCAGCGCUGCUGUGCAGACGCCUGCCGUCGCUACGAAUCCCUCACCACAAUCCAUUUCACAAGACGCGCCGACCAGAGGCCAGACCAAAAGGAGAAAGAAGAGAUCGGCGCAAGCCGAUCUGGUGGAGGAAAUCAGCGCGCCGCUCAGUGUGCUGGCCAAGGAUCUCUCCCACAUCGAGGAUGUCGACAUCGAGAAAUUCGUCCACCACGGGACCGAAGAGCGGAUGAAAGAGAAUGAGCAAACCGGCAAGGUAAAGCAACCCCUCAAUUCAUUCAUGCUCUACCGAAAGGCGUUUCAGAACAGGGCUUAUGAGUUGCUGAAGUCCCUCAACUUGGGCGAUCACUGGCAGCAGAGGGUCUCUACAGUUUGCGGCACCAGCUGGGCAAUGGAGCCUGCGCAGUUGCGCGAAUGGUUUCGCCAAAUGGCUCAAGUCGACAAACAAUACCACAAGUUGGCAUUUCCUAGUUACCGUAACCCAGCGAGGAUACCUGAUCCAGAAUCCAAGCCUGCUAAGGUACGGGAAUUCCUCGAGACCCAGGAAAGAGUUGAUUGGGCCUGGGAAUAUCUCGAAGCCAAGAGAGUCGCCAAGAAAGUCACACAAGAUACUCUCCUCGCAGCACUGGUGGGGAGUGCUGCCAGGGAAAGAUGCAAGACAGGAAAACGAUCGAUGAUGACAGAUGGGGCUUUGAGCCCUCGACACAAAAUGAUUUCUCGAGCUGCGAAGCAAAGAGGAUUUAGUGGACCAUGUGAUAACUUUAGACUACGAGUAAAUGUACACAUGUCUUUGGCGCCGUUACUUCAGCUUCUGUGA